ACCGGAAGCGGCGGCCGGGCUGCUAUGGAGACGGUAGAGGAGCGGCCGGGGCUGGCGGCCACGCUCCGGGCGCUGAACGCGGCGCUGGGACGGCCCGCGUCGCUCUGGGUGAAGGAGAGCAGCGCCCGCAACCUGCGGCACCGCGACUUCCUGGCGCCGCGGGCCGCGCUCGGGGCCGCCUACGCCGGGGGGCAGGUGCCCUCCGAUGUCAUCGCGGCCGUGACGGCGCUGGGGGGCCCGGGGGUGCUGGCGGUGCGCGGCUGCCGGCAGACGGCGGCGGGGCUGGAGGUGCAGCUGCGGCGCUGCGAGGCCUUCCGGCGCUUGCUGGGCCACCCGCCCGGCCCCGGCCCCGCCCCCCUGCCCGGCCCGGAGGCAGCGGUGGUGCUGCACUGUCCGGCCCUGCGGUGCCCCGGCAGCGUGACGCCCCGCCACCUGCGCCCCGUGCUGCUCGCUGACCACCUGGCCCAGCUGCUGCGCGCCCAGGGGGUCAGCACGUUCCUGGUCCCUGCUGUCACCGACAAGCGGAGCCGGGAGGUCCUGCAGCAGCUCCGUGUGGAAUGGCCCUCCAGCAGCACACCCGGCCCUGAGACUGUGUCAGCCUUGAAGCAAGCGCUCAGCCGGUGCCCCUAUGCCACACACUGUGAAAGGAGAUCAGGUGUGGCCUCGCAGCCUGAGGACAUCAUCUGUAAAGUACACCUGAAGAGUUUUGUGGAGCAGCAGGGCCUGGAAGGCUAUGACCCCAACCUGGGAGUCCUCCUUGUUACAGAGGAGAAGUUGCGGUCCCUGGCUGAACUGCAGCAAGCUGUACUGCAGGGCACGCAGGCAGGGUGCCAGGAGAGCUGCUGCAGUGUGGUGCACGUGGUGAGCUGCGAGGAGGAAUUCCAGCAGCAGCAGAUGGAUCUGCUGUGGAGGAUUUUGGAUCCAGGAGCCCACAUGGAUUUGCAGAAGCACCUUGUCUGUGGACCAGUGAAGGUGACAAAACCUGUAUCCCCCAUCAGUGCAGACCAGUACUUUCAGCUCAGAAAACGCCAGAUGUAUGAUGCCUCUGUCAUGAAAUAUGGGGAGCUUGCACAAGAUGAAGCCUGGACGGAGGUUAUUGAUAUCCUGACGGUGGCUGCCAUCAGGUUUGAGAUGCUGAGCACUGCCCACCGGAGCCAGAUUACCCUGGACCUGGAGGACAGCAGCAUCUCUACAAAGGGAACCAAGAGUGGUGCCUUUGUGAUGUACAACUGUGCCCGGCUGGCCACACUCUUUGACACCUACCAGCGGGCUGUAGAGCGAGGGACAUACCCACCUCUGCCACCAGCAUCAGAACUGAACUUCUCCUGCCUCCGGGAAGAGGGUGAAUGGCUCCUCCUCUUCAGCUACCUCUUGCCCUUCCCAGAAGUCCUGCAGCAAGCAGCACAGCUGCCCCCACCCAGCAAGGGGCUCCGGAUCACAGCCAACACAGAGGCAGUGUGCAAGUUCCUGAUCCAGCUCAGCAUGGAUUUCAGCUCCUACUACAACCGGGUCCACAUUCUCGGGGAGCCGUUCCCUCACCUCUUCGACCAGAUGUUUGCUCGCCUCCGGCUGCUGGGAGCAGUGAGGGACAUGUUCCAUAGUGCCCUGGCGACUCUGCACCUCCCUCCUCUCAGUCAGAUCUGAGCCACCGCUGAAGACUGUUGCCGUGGAGUGACAAACAGCAGUGCUGCAAGGGGCAGAACAGGGCACUUCCUCCCAGGCCGGGCACCGGGCUGCCUGUUGGUCAGGAACUGGGAGCUGAGGUCCAUCUGAGCCUCAGCGUGGGGCUCCUACUGCCCAGUGCCCAUGUUUUGAGGGCAUACUUAAGUUGAAAGGAAGGAAGCACAAGGGACCAGAGCACCCAUAAAGCCAGGUACCAAUCUGUUCCCUCAAAGCUGUUUAUUGAAGGGGAGCUCUGUGCUGGCAGAGAGCUCCUGAGCUUCAAGGGCUGCUGCCCUGCCUCGUGAUGUGUCCUGACAUUAGGGCUGAAUACAGUUAUUGCUGGACAAACA
Molecule: messenger RNA, 2012 nt
Organism: Gallus gallus (chicken)
Lineage: Eukaryota; Metazoa; Chordata; Aves; Galliformes; Phasianidae
Gene: DALRD3
Product: DALR anticodon binding domain containing 3
Exons: 13
Coding region: 25-1644 (539 amino acids)
Biological process (GO): tRNA C3-cytosine methylation; arginyl-tRNA aminoacylation
Molecular function (GO): tRNA binding; ATP binding; arginine-tRNA ligase activity
Source: RefSeq, a predicted model, not a curated record